Molecule: messenger RNA, 5659 nt
Organism: Siniperca chuatsi (mandarin fish)
Lineage: Eukaryota; Metazoa; Chordata; Actinopteri; Centrarchiformes; Sinipercidae
Gene: susd1
Product: sushi domain containing 1
Exons: 18
Coding region: 1597-4812 (1071 amino acids)
Molecular function (GO): calcium ion binding
Source: RefSeq, a predicted model, not a curated record
AAGUAUUAUGCAAUGAGUGGGCCCAGCAAUUUUGGUUCAGGUUGCACUGAAGGAUUACCCUAUGGAGUCUUUGCCUUCUAGUACUGUAGCGCUAUGGAUCAAUGUUUUUACAAGUGGCUCCCCAUUUUGCAUAAUGCACGUGCACGUGGGCACGCACACAAGCACACGGGAGAUGUAAUACAAAGUCCUGCCGAUGGUUUCACACUGUCCCACUGAUCAACAGUGGUGGUAAGGUCACGGGCCGUAAAUAUAGACAGUGCAGGCAGCGUGGUUGCACUGGGGCCUGUACAUGAGUUUUUAUUAAGGGGGAUUAGUUCUUCCAACAGAAUCCAUGAUGAUGCGUAUUUGAGAGCUCCCUCAAAGAGCAGAACCUUUCCCGUCAAAUCUAACUCAAUAACCAUUUGCUAUAAAUGAUGUAAGUGUUUCUGACUGAACUAGAGGUUUUGCGGUUUCCUACUGAACUGGGUAAUUAGCAAGAAUAGUAAUAGACACCAAGUAACAAAGCAUAUCCAGUAGAAAAGAAGUGAACUACUGACAUGCUCUUUCACUAAUCAGGGAUCUCUUGGAAAAUGCAGUGCAGAAAUAGCCAUGAGUGUUUAGUCCUAAAGAUGACAACAAGAUAAAAAAUAAACUGGUUUAAUAACCAUAGCUUCCUGCUGUCUUAGAAUUAUUGUUGAAACUUUUAUUUGCACUGUAUCAUGUCCUGUUCUAGUCAGAUUUGGGCCCACAUAAAGACAUACCGUUCAGUCAGUCUGCUCUGAGGGACAGACUAGGGUUAAUCAGUCCAGUCCAGGCACUAAUGUGAGGCGGUAGCUUGUUGGUUUGAGUGACAGAGAGACCCCACUAAGGACCCUGCUGGGCAGAAAGAUAGCAGCUCACUAGACUUAUCUCCCCCUACCACAUCACGCCAACUGACACCCCCUCAGCAUCCACUACAGACCCUGUGGUAGGACGAGGAGGGGUGUUGGUUCCAUUGACUUAAAACACCACUUAUACAUUUAUGGACUAUAAUAAACAAUCAAUUGAACCACCUUUCAUUUUAAUUUAAGGGUUUCAAACUAUUUUAAAUACAUUGGACAAAGGGUAAGCUGCACCAUGAUAUUCAUGAAAUGUUUGGUCUACAAUAACAGUGCCAGUCAUUAAUAUUAACUUGUACUUGAUGUAGUUUCUAAGUCAUGUAAUUAAAGACCCUUACCUUACUAUAUGUUUGCACACAUAGUAAUGAUCUGGUUAAUGUGCUUUUAAAAGACACAGUCAUGUCUUACAAAAUGCCACAAUGUUUGUAAGAGGGCACACAGCAGGUUCAUUGGGCCAAAUAUAGCCGUUAUCAGUCACCGCAGCAUGAGUGCGCAGUUCACCAUAGUGAGCAGUGAGCAUAUCAACAACGCAUGUGAAGUGUAUCUGAAUGUGUCAGAGAAUGACAGAUGAAACCACAAAACCACCAGCUCCAAGAAGACCAUUGAGAAAAGGAGCUAUUUCCCAGAGUGACCUUAGCUCACCCACUCACAGCAUCCUCUCAAUCCUGGUUAUCAAACCCGCUCAUUGUCCUCACAUCAUCAGUGUCUGGUGAAGUGAAGUGAAGAGAACAGGGAGAGGAUGGGCGAGAGUAACAGAACAAUGAGCGUGUUCUUUCUGCUCUGUGUCAUAGCAGGUAUGCUAGCAGAACGCCAUACUCUGGAUGUGUGUGCCACCUGCCAUGCUAACGCCUCAUGUGAUGACAAGUCAGACGGCUCUGGCAAAGUUUGUAACUGCAAGUAUGGGUUUGUUGGAAAUGGGAGAACCCUCUGUCAAGAUAAAGAUGAGUGUCACAUAGGAGCCGGUAAGAUCUGUGGGCUGCACACCACCUGCUACAACACAUUUGGCAGCUACUACUGUACCUGCCUGACUGGCUACAGCCCUUCUAACAACAUGUCCAUCUUCAUCCCAAAUGAUGGAACCCACUGCCUGGACAUUGAUGAGUGCAGGAUCCGAGGCCUGUGUGGAGAGGGGGGUCAAUGCAGGAAUCUUGAGGGCAGUUUUGACUGCAGCUGCCAGCUGGGAUAUCAAAUCCACAACGGAGUGGAGCCCUUCCACCCUCACAGAGACAAAGCUUCCUGCAAAGUGGUUGACUGUGGCCAGCCUGCCUCAGUGGAGGACACGGUGCUGCUCUCAGUCACAGGGACCACAUACAGCAGUGUGGCCAUGUUUGUCUGUGAUGAAGGCUUUGUGUGGAGGAGUGGAGACAACAGCUCUGUGUGUGGAGCUGAUGGACUGUGGAAAGAACCCACCAUGGUCUGUGAAGACAUUGAUGAGUGCAGGAUCCCAGGCCUGUGUGGAGAGGGGGGUCAAUGCAGGAAUCUUGAGGGCAGUUUUGACUGCAGCUGCCAGCUGGGAUAUCAAAUCCACAACGGAGUGGAGCCCUUCCACCCUCACAGAGACAAAGCUUCCUGCAAAGUGGUUGACUGUGGCCAGCCUGCCUCAGUGGAGGACACGGUGCUGCUCUCAGUCACAGGGACCACAUACAGCAGUGUGGCCAUGUUUGUCUGUGAUGAAGGCUUUGUGUGGAGGAGUGGAGACAACAGCUCUGUGUGUGGAGCUGAUGGACUGUGGAAAGAACCCACCAUGGUCUGUGAAGAUGUUGACUGUGGCUCUCCCCCUGCCCUCCCUCACUCUUAUGUGCUGUGGAAUAAGAGGUCAAGGAUGGGCACUGAGGUGCUUUAUCAGUGUAACCCUGGAUAUCAUAAUGUUGGAAAGGGCAAUGUAUCCAUCUGUACUGCUGCUGGACAGUGGGAAAGACCGUCCAUGCUCUGUCAAGAGAUCUUGUGUGGAAGUCCUCCUAUAAUUGAAUCCACUGAGCAGGUGUGGAACAGUAAUUCAACCCCUGGCAGCACUGUACUCUAUUUUUGUAAAGAGGGCUUUCAUAACAAAGGAGGACAUAAUGUAUCCAUCUGUAAUGAAAACGGUCAAUGGACCCACCCAACUCUGUUGUGCCAAGAGAUAUUAUGUGGGGAUCCUCCUGUACUGCCUCACACAGGGCAAAUGUGGAAUGGCUGCUCCAACCCUGGAAGCACCGUGACUUACUACUGUAAAGUAGGAUUUUAUCACACUGGAGGAAAUAACAUAUCAUUGUGCACAAUUAAUGGUUACUGGACAAAACCAAACAUCUCAUGCAAAGGUAACAACUUGCUCAAAAUUGUUGUUAAUGCUGUGGUUGGUUUUGUUUCCAUUGCGAUUGUCCAGAGUCAAAUAAUAACUGUUUUCCCUCAAUUAAAUAAUGCAAUAUCCAUCCUUGUAGAAGUUGACUGUGGUGUGCCCCCACCCAUCCCUCAUUCAAUCAUGCUGUGGGAUAAUAUCUCUACUGUGGGCUCUCAGGUUGUUUAUCAGUGUGACUCCGGAUAUCACAACGUUAGAGAGGGAAAUGUGUCAGUUUGUACUGCCAGCGGAGAAUGGGAUGGAGCCUCUCUGCUCUGUCAAGAAAUCAAUUGUCAAGAGCCUGUUUUUAAACCUCAUGCUAAAAUGCUAUGGAACGGCACAUCACACAUUGACAGUGUGGUGUAUUACCAAUGUGAGGAAGGAUAUUACACCAGGAGCCUAAGAAACUACUCAGUAUGUGGAGAGAAUGGACUGUGGGAGGAUAUUGAUCUAUGGUGUGAAGAAAUAAGCUGUGGUCCCCCACUAAAGCUCCCCCAUAAUAAGCUCCUGUGGGAUCGCACCAGUAGGCCGGGCAGUGUGGCGCUGUAUGAGUGUAUGGAUGGAUUUUACCAGGAGAGUGGAAAUAAUAUUUCAACAUGUUUACUGUCAGGAGAGUGGGAGAAAGUAUCUGUAAAGUGCAAAGCUAAAUGUGGCCCGGUUCCCUUCCUUGCCAACUCGGAGGUGGUGUGGCAUAACAGAAGUGUUGUGAUCCACCGCUGUGUGGAUGGAUAUCACAGCUGGAGGGGCAGCAACGUCUCUUUGUGUGGCAGCUCUGGGGUGUGGCAGAAAGCUACACUGAGAUGCAUAGAAAUAAAGCCACCUAUCAAUCACCUAUUUGUCCUCAAUGAAAACUGUCUGCAUUGGAAAGCAGAGAAGUAUGAGGAGGACACAGAAGUUUACAAGGUGACAUAUAUAGGAUCCAGAGACUAUCAGAGGUCUUUUCAUGAUGAAAGGAAGCGGUUUCUGAGCUCCAAGGCUGACCAGCUGGAACUCUGUCUGUACCUGCUUCCAGUCACAAACUACAGCAUUUCAAUCACUGCAGUGUCUUCCAGAUACACGGCCACCAUCACCACUAACACCAGUUUACCAGUGCCUCCAGCACCAGUUGUCUACUACAGAGAAUUUGAGACUCCUGUACCAACUUUGAGGCUACACAGAUCACCCGACACACUGGACCCAAUAAGUUUGUACCAAGUGUUUGUGCUUCAUGUAGAGGGGAUUGUGAUAUUUGACUGUUCCUCUCCGGCGAGCUCAGACCCCUCAAGCAAAGUAAAGUCCUCAACAGAGUACAUCACUGCUCAGAUUGAUGUCAGACAUGUUGGUACAGAGAUGAACUUUACUGUAGGGGAUGAACUCCACUAUGGAGGCUUCUUUAAUGCCCCACUGGAGAAUGGCAAGGACUAUUAUAUCAUCUUACGAGCGGUCAGUCAGUGGAAAAUGGCUUUAAAAAGUUCCUGUGUCCUGUGGGCUAAAGUAAGAGGUACUUCACUGGCCAAACUACCCAAACCCUAUAGUGUAAUUUUUAAAAUUAGAGAAAGGACUUUAAAAUGCAGUGUAAAAUGCAAAAAACAAGCAGAUGUAGAAAGUUGCCAGUUACUCACACGCAGCAUUUCCUUGUGCCAGGUAUAUCCUAUGUUCUGAGGGUUUCAUCUCUGUCUGCUGCUGCUGCGUCAAUAGGACUGGUUGCCUUGGUCACUUUGGGUGGCUACAGUUACACCUGGUAUGGAAGAUAGCACAAUACGGUGCAUUACCCACCCUGUUAAUGUUUUUUUUUUAUGUGUGAAACAACAUUGACAUAAAUGUUCACAGACCAAAGUCAUUCUAGUGUUUCUAGAAUUUCAAAAAUGAAAUACAUGCAUGCUCUGGAUAUUUCAGUUUUAAUAUAUUAUACGUUUUAUUUAUUAACAUAGUAGGGAUUGUAAUCACACAUAAAUGUUCAUUUUUAUUUUGUUUUUGGUGACAAAAUGCAGUAAUCCUGUAUACAGUGAAAGUGGCCUGUUACAUUUCACUAAUGAAUGACUGUAGGCUACUGUAGACACAGAUUCAAUUUCAAUUACAUUUUAUUUAUAUAGCGCUAAUUCAUAACAGAAUUUAUCUCAUUGCACUUUUCCUAUAGAGCAGGUCUAGACCGUACUCUUUAUAAUAUUAUUUACAGAGACCCAACAAUUCCCACCAUGAGCAAGCACUUGGCAACAGUGGCAAGGAAAAACUUCCUUUUAAGAGGCAGAAACCUCGAGCAGAACCAGACUCAGGGUGGGCGGCCAUCUGUCGCUUCCACUGCUGGUUGGGUUGAUGUUUAGCACAAGUUCAGGUAAAACACUGCACAGUACUUAUAAUUAUAAUUUAAUGACCUGGUUUCCCUCUGUCUUCUUUUCCAGGUGUGUCAAGAAGACACGACACUCCUAAGUUCUGAUGAGUCUUGACUUCCUACCUGUACAUUUUGUUUUGUACUUUUUGUAAAUAAUUUUAAUAAAUCUUUUUUCGGUAA